Molecule: messenger RNA, 1584 nt
Organism: Aquila chrysaetos chrysaetos
Lineage: Eukaryota; Metazoa; Chordata; Aves; Accipitriformes; Accipitridae
Gene: MGAT1
Product: alpha-1,3-mannosyl-glycoprotein 2-beta-N-acetylglucosaminyltransferase
Biological process (GO): protein N-linked glycosylation
Cellular component (GO): Golgi apparatus
Molecular function (GO): alpha-1,3-mannosylglycoprotein 2-beta-N-acetylglucosaminyltransferase activity
Source: RefSeq, a predicted model, not a curated record
AUGCUGAAGAAGAGCAGCUUGGUGUUGUGGGGGGCGGCGCUCUUCAUCGCCUGGAACGGCCUCCUCCUCCUCUUCCUCUGGAGCCGCCCGGCCUCCCCCGGCGAAGGCGACCGACUGACGGCAGAAGUGAUUCGUUUGGCGCAAGAUGCCGAAACCGAACUGGAACGGCAAAAAGAACUCCUGCGCCAAAUUACCGCUACAGCGGGUUGUGGGGGGGGGCGGCGACGCGGGGUUCAAAUCACCCCCAAACCUCCCCCCCCGCCGCCCUCCCCGGCGCCACCGCGACUCACCGAUCCCGCCAGCACGGUGUUACCGGUGUUGGUGAUGGCUUGCGACCGCAGCACCGUCCGUCGGUGUUUGGAUAAACUCUUACGUUACCGACCUUCGGCCCAACGUUUCCCCGUUAUCGUCAGCCAGGAUUGCGGUCAUGCUGAAACGGCUCGUGUCAUCGCCUCCUACGGCGACGCCGUGGCUCAUAUCCGACAACCCGAUCUCAGCGAUAUCCCGGUGCCGGCAGAACACCGUAAAUUCCAAGGUUAUUAUAAAAUCGCUCGGCAUUAUCGUUGGGCGUUGGGACAGGUUUUCCGGACUUUCCGUUACCGCGCUGCCAUCGUGGUAGAGGACGAUUUAGAAGUCGCUCCGGAUUUUUUUGAGUAUUUCCAAGCGGCGUUCCCGCUCCUCCUUGCCGAUCGCAGCCUCUGGUGCGUCUCCGCGUGGAACGACAACGGGAAAGAGCAAAUGGUGGAUGUUGGACAAGCCGAGUUGCUUUACCGGACUGAUUUUUUUCCUGGUCUUGGUUGGUUGCUUUUAGCCGAACUUUGGGAUGAACUUGAACCCAAAUGGCCGCGAGCUUUUUGGGACGAUUGGAUGCGUCAACCCGAACAACGCCGAGAUCGUUCCUGCGUCCGCCCCGAAGUCUCCCGUACGAUGACGUUCGGUCGUAAAGGAGUGAGCCACGGGCAAUUUUUCGAUCAAUAUUUAAAAUUUAUCAAACUUAACGACCGUUUCGUGCCUUUUACCCAACUGGAUCUUUCUUACCUCAAAAAGGAAGAGUACGAACGUUCUUUUCUCCCCAAGGUUUACGCCGCGCCGGAGGUGAGGGUGGAGGAGCUCCAAGGCAACCGGCGGCGGGAACUCGGCGCUGUCCGCCUGCAGUACAGCGGCCGCGAUUCCUUCAAAGCCUUCGCCAAAGCCCUGGGGCUGAUGGACGACCUCAAAUCUGGCGUCCCCCGUGCCGGUUAUCGCGGCAUCGUCAGCUUUGUCUAUCGGGGACGUCGCGUUUAUCUCGCGCCUCCUUCGGACUGGACAGGUUACGAUCCCAGUUGGAGUUAGCGGGCGCCGUGGCUCUGCUUGUUGUGGGUUUGGUUUGGGGUUUUUUUUGCGGGGGGUUGGUGGGUGUUUUCCUCCUUUUUCAUCAUUUUUUUUUGGGCGUGUCUUUAGCGGGGAGGAUUUGGCGCGCAGCAGCGCACCGUUCACCCGCCACUUCUCUGGUGCCGCCAUGGGGGAAAUUUGGGGCGAGGGCAGCUCCAAGCGGAGAAAUUAUUUUCCAAAAUAAAAGGAAAAAAAAAACAAACCCUAAAAAAA